GGAUGUGUAAUGAAGAGGGGGCUUCCCCGGCACCUCGAGGCACGCAGAGCGGGGCAAAUGGCGCCCAGAAGCCGGCAGGGGCCCGGGCUGGCGGGGCAGCACCUGCGGGGCGCCGGGAUGGGCGGGGGGGGCGCUGAGGGGAACGACUCGCACCUCUCACGGGGGGAGCAGCCGCGGCGGGGAGAGGGAGGAGGAGAAAAGGAAGCCGAGCAGAGGGGCUGAGGAGAAGCGGGAGGGAAGGGAGCCGGGGUCUAGAGGAGGAGCUGAGCGCAGAGAGGCGGCGGCGGGCAGGGGCUCAGUCGGGCCACGAGCUGACGGCCGCCGGAGCGGCGGGCGGGAGGCGGCGGGGGGCAGGUGCGGGAGCCGCCUACGGCCGCAGGGCGGCGGCCGCCCGCGGGGCGCGGGGGGGGUGUCGGCUCGGCGCCCCGGCAGCGCGGCGGCGGCCCCCGGGCCCUAUGGUGCCGAGGCGGGACCCGGCUCCGGCUCGCCGCCUUCGAACGGGGCCCGCGGAGCGGCGCGGGGCGGCGGAGCCCGCCGGCGCCGGCACUUGGCCGGCAUGAGGAACCUGCCGAUCCUCCUCCUCUCGCUCUGCUGGAGCCUGGGGCCGGUGAAUGGUGUUCAUCCAGAAUGCAGAUUUCAGCUGGAGAUUCACAAGGAGGAAACAAGGUGCAUGGAACUUCUAAAGAAUGCAAAGCCAGUGGACUACAAAGGAUGUGUUGGAGUUUGGGAUAACAUCACCUGUUGGCGUCCUGCAAAGAUUGGAGAGACUGUCACUGUCCCUUGUCCAAAAGUAUUUAGCCUUUUUUCUGGCAAACCAGGAAAUAUUAGCAAAAAUUGUACAAGUAAUGGAUGGUCAGAUAUUUUUCCUGACAUCUUAAGUACUUGUGGAUAUAAUGACUAUGAAGAUGAUUAUAAGGUCAACUUCUAUGUAAGGGUGAAGGCAAUUUAUACCCUUGGACACAGCGUAUCUCUCAUUGCUCUUACUACAGGAAGUAUAAUUCUUUGCCUUUUCAGAAAACUUCAUUGUACGCGGAACUACAUCCAUCUGAACCUGUUCCUCUCUUUCAUUCUAAGAGCAAUCUCUGUUUUAGUCAAGGAUGAUAUUCUCUAUUCCAGCUCCAACACAGCUCACUGUCCGGAGGAUCAAACCUCAUGGGUGGGCUGCAAGGCUAUUUUGGUGUUUUUUCAAUAUGGUGUUAUGGCAAACUUUUACUGGCUCUUAGUUGAAGGACUUUACCUCCACAUCCUCCUUGUGCUAAUAUUCUCCCCCAACAGACACUUCACAAUCUACCUGCUGAUUGGAUGGGGAAUUCCUACCAUAUUCAUUAUUAUGUGGACAGUGACACGGAUAAUCUUAGAGGACACUGGUUGCUGGGAUACAAAUGAGCAUGGUGGUCCCUGGUGGGUUAUACGAAUACCAAUUUUAAUUUCUAUUAUAGUGAAUUUUAUACUUUUCAUUAGUAUUAUAAGAAUUUUACUGCAGAAGUUAAGAUCUCCAGAUGUUGGAGGAAAUGACCAGUCACAGUACAAGAGACUUGCAAAAUCCACAUUGUUGCUUAUUCCGCUAUUUGGAGUUCACUACACAGUGUUUGCUCUCUUUCCUGACCGCAGUUCCAAUUAUUAUAAAAUAAUCUUUGAGUUGUGUUUGGGAUCUUUUCAGGGGUUGAUUGUUGCAGUCCUGUAUUGUUUUUUGAACAGUGAAGUGCAAGGGGAGCUGAAAAGAAAAUGGCGGAGUUUGUGCUGGAAGCAGACAGCAGGCAGAGAUUACAGACUCCACAGCUCUUCAAUUUCUCGAAAUGGAUCAGAAAGCAUUUCUCAGCUCCACCGGAAUUCAAGGGCUCAGUCAUUUAUGCAGACAGAGACCACCAUGAUAUAAAUCAGCUAGGUCCCCCAAAACAUGAAAAACUGUGGGAUAUAUCAUUCAUUAUGCAGCUUGAUGUGAUAUUUUCUAAAAUGUACAGUUUAGUGCUUUGCUUUUCUACAUGUUGGUAUUUGGGAAAUUGGUUUGUGCAGCCAACCAGUUAGUAACAGAAACACCUGCCCCGUGGAUGCUUUCUGUUUUUUUUUAAUGGUAUUCAUAUUAAUUCUGAUGGUCUCUUGCUGUUUACUAGCCAUAACUAUUCAAAAACUCAUUUACUGUAAUGGUCCCUUUACCCUCCAACAUGUCUACAAGAUGGAUGUAUGGUAUCCUGUUCAAUGCAGACUGCUUUGGUACAUAUUGAAAAGGUUAAGAUGGGAAGCAAGAAAAUUUCUCACAAUUUAUUUAUACUUAAGGAAACAUUUCUUUCCUUAAGGAUUAGGAAAUUCUUUCCUAAUUAUGGAAAAUAAAAUAAAAAUAAAGAAUUGUAAGACUAUAAUUAACCGCACUGGGAGUUUAGUGUGCUAAUCCACGAAAUCAACAUUAUUUAUACAGAGGGAAAAAAGGUAGUACUUCUCAGCUAAUUGUAUAAAUUUCAAAGAUUACUUUCUACACAGUUUGAUCUCAAUCCUGUUCUUCGUUUCGGAAGUGCCAGGUUUUAUGUUUACGUGCAGAAAGUAGGGCUACCUUUGCAGUCCAUACAGAAAAGGCUACUGUAAUAGUUUUGAUUAAAACAGCAUUUUCCAGUAGUGCUAUUGUAAUCACCAGUUAUUCUCUUCUGUUUAAAAUUAGAGAUUUGUGUUGAUCUUUUAUUAAACAAUUUUCUGAAGAGGUGCUUUUUUGCUAGAGCAGUCUGGCAUAGGAUAAACAGCCUUGGAUAGCAUAUUACCCAUAGAAAAUAUCAUUUUUAUAUAAUAUUUUCAUCGAAAUAUGUCUCUAGAACUACAUAGUUGGCAGCUAAAACAAGGAAUAUUGCAAUAAAGUUACAACUACCAUUUAAGGAAUAAUGUAAAUUCUUUUAGCUUAAUUCUCUUCUGUAGCUAUCAUCUGAGCUGAUUUAAAAUUUACUCCUGACCAUGACUCCAGCAAAAAUAAUUAGAAUCCCUAAAAAUUACCAUAAAAGGCAUAAAUAGAAGAAAUUCUCAACAGCGCCAAGCCUCUUAUGUAGACACUUUGUAAAAAAAAAAAUUACAUAGAACUGACAGAUUCUUAUAAAUACACACAGAACAUUUGCACUCUUUAAAAGAAAUAAACCCAAUGAUGUUUACUUCCCAUGUCAUGUUUAAUCAUGUCCACUCUAAAUAGCAAGUGGGAAUAAUAUAUAUUUGCAUGAGUACCUCUGAUCCAUAAAAGCAAUUGCCCUGAUAUUUCAGAUAACAGAUUGUAUGGAGCUAGCAGAACCUAAGGUCCAUAACAUUGCCAGGGAAAGGGAAGAACAGCAGCAAGGGCAUGUCUUGGCAGGCAUACAUGUACAUUCUUGAAAAUAUUACCAGUACUGGGAAUGUUGUUGACAGCCAUCAAAGUGUCCAUACACCUCUUGGUUUGAUUUAAUUUAGCUAUUUAUCAGUCAAACACAAUUUAUUUUAAUGGGAUUACCCUGGAGUGAUGCAAAGUUAUGUCAAACCAAAGACAGAAAAGGCCCUGUGGUUUACAUAAGUACUGCAGAACCGGUACCUGUGAGUGUUACAUGACACCAACCUUUACAGAGUAGGAAUCAUUUGAGUUAAACAAUAAUCACUUGAUGACUUUUUACUUUGCCAAAGUUUACUUUAAAAAAGCUAUUGAUCACCUUCAGUCAUUCAGGGUGUUUUCUGCUCUCACUUGGUGAAGUAAUUAUGAGAUUCUGGAGUGAAGUAGGCUACCCAAUGACAGCCCCAUAGGGUCAAAAGAUACACCCCUACACAUGUAUUUAAACCAAAUAUAUUCCCAAAGGCUUUAGACUCAGAAACCACUGCUAAACUUUAUUAUUAUUCCUGGGUCUCUGAACAACCUUAUCAACAAACUCAACUGCAAAUAUGUGAAGACACACUGGAGCUUUGGGGGCUGCUCCUAUACCUAAAUAAAUUUAGGCUUCUUUGUCUGAAGUGGCAUUGGGACUGCUCAGCUCCCUGAGAUGUGACUUUCAGGAUGUACUUUUUUCCCAAAAUUUCUAGGGUAGAACAAACAUUCAGGCAUACUCAUCUUUGUGUUCAAAGGAGGUUCUUUGAGUGAGUUGGCACACAGACAGAAUGAUGGUAUAGAAAUAGAGAUGUCAAGCAGUCAGUUCCAUCAGUCUGUUCUGCAUGAUGCAUCACCAGUUAUACAUGUUUAUAAUUCAUUGUAUCCUAGAGAAAACUAUCUUUGUUCUAAUUAGGUGAGCAUGGAGAAAAUUUGCAUUUUAAUGAUUUCUGAAUUAUAAAACAGAAAAGCUUAAAUAAGAAAAUACAUUUUAAGUUGCAAUGAAACAGCAUAGUUUCCUUUAACAGGGCGCAGAUGCAUUUGGACUUGAUUCUACUUUUCAUGUAGGGAGUAAUGCCAUGUGAGACAAUGAAGUUGCACCAGUGGGAGAACAUAGAUGGUAUCACUAGGUUUGUAAAGGACUAUGUGGGCAUGCAAAGAAUGGCAUACAAGGGAGGGAGGUGCUGCAUAUAUUUUUCUUUCAAACCAGUGAAAAAUGCAGUACUUUGUAGAACCUUAUCCCUAUAUUAAAAAUCAUAGAAUCUAAAUACAGAAAAUACGUUUUCUGUGAGACGGUUUAACAUCCUAAUGCCUUGUGCAAGCACUUCAUGUCAGUAAAGGCCCAGAGGGCACUGUGCUCACUUGUUUACACUCCCAGAAAAUUAUGAUUUCUAAAUAAUUUUAUGGAAAGUUAUAGCAUCAACCCCAUCAUCACCUGUUUGACUUUCAGCUGCCUUUUCACGAAACCGAUAGACAUCAUAUUAAAAUGUAUAUAAAUGCUGCAGAACAGUUUGACAAAUCUAGUGCUUGAUCAAUGUUUUGCAUCUUUACAACACCCAGAAACAAGGUAGUUUCUCAUGGCUUUGUCUUUCAUUGCAUUUUGCACAGGGGGGUGGAGUUAAAUGCUCCUGCUCUGUGCUGUGGUGACUCUGAGUCAAAAGAACAAUGCAAGAAAACAUCAUUUGGCCACCUGUCAUCCCUAAACCUAGUUCUCACUCAGUCCUAGCAGCAUCAGGGGAGGAGGCAGAGGCAGCAAGAGAAGCAUAUGCUUUCCCAGCACGGCCUUGUCACAUAGUGCUCCUCCCUUUCUUUAUUCCUUUACGGCCUUUCUCCCUUUGGUUGCAUCAGGGUCCAAACUGAGUUGUAAAGUCUUCAGAGCAGGAAACUGUCUUUUUGUCCCCACUGAAAAGCCAGUAGCGCAUCAUGUAAAGCUACUGAACAAGAACGGUAAUACAAUUCACUCUCAUAUUGUGGUUACUUGUUGUACUUUACUUUCCUUGGAGCUGCCAGGGCAGAACCAUUCAUUCUGAGUGAUUUUUAUCAGCGUUGCCUUCUGCCGAUGCCUGAGGGACACAGUGGCAGAUUACUCCCCAGUUACUAACCAUGAUCAAAAUUUAAAUAUAUAGCAAGUGUUGACUUAAAUUUUCCUCUGCAGAGUGGAUUUCAGCUAGGUGCUCAAUAAACUCAGGUGAAAUUCAUCUGCCCUAGUUUCAGUAUCUAAAAGCUGGAUGUCUGUGUCUAAGCUAAAGACUCUUUUUAAGUGCCUUCCAUAGUCAUCAUAGAGAAAUAGGCACUAGUUGAAGAUGAUUCAUCCCAUGUUCAGCUGGGCACCCAAAGUAGGUAAGCUGAAUCACCUUCUUCUCUAUACUUACUAUACAAUGAGUCCAGGGUAGCUGGCUAGUACUUAGAUUUCUCACUCUACAUCUAAAAUUAGGUAAAAUUAAUCUCUCCAGAAGAGGCCAUUCAGUUAUCUGGCUAAUAUUACCCAGUUACUCCUUUGUAAGCCAAGUAACUUGGGCUGGCCAAAGUUACCCUGCAAGAAAUGUGCAGGGUGAUUCAAAAGUUCAGGCAAUGGAGGAUCCCUCAGUUCAUUUGGUAGAGUGUCUCUGUGGCUGACUGCCUUCCGUGAUAAAGCCAAUAGCCAUAUGUCCUGUUUUGAUUUGCCUGGCUUCAGCUUUCAACAGUUGUUUCUUGUUUUGGGUUAGGUGUUUGGCUUUUUGUCUUUUGUAGAGGGGUCAUAUGCUAAAACAAAGUGCUUUAGACUACCAGAAAUUUUCUUUAUGACAUGAAGUCUCUUCAAAAUCACUCCUUAAACCAUGUCUUGAUUUCCUUUCUGAGAAACUAAACAUCAAAUAUUUCAAAUUCUGACAGCGAGGCAUUUUUUUCAAAUACUCUUCCUGAUUCUGUUCUGUGCCCCAUUCCAUUAAUAAUAGCUUCGGCCAAGAGAAGCAAAGAAAAUAUUGCAGUAUCUCCUCCUCCAGGAGUGCACACACCAUUGACCAUAUUUCUCACUCCCACUUGCAGCUCACCUGGUCAUACCUUUGAAAUCUUUGACUUUACAUAGUCAAUUUAACUGACCAGGAACUGGCUAGUGACAUGCAAUGAGAUUAUUGCUGGCAUGUUUUUUGCCAUGUAAAUUAGUACCUUUUUAAAAUAUGUUGGCCUUGGUGUCUGGGUCAAGUGCAUUAAUGUGCUUUUCAAAAUAACCUUAGAUGUAUAGAGAGCACCCUUUUAGCCACUGAAAGCAGUGCUGGCUUUCAUGAAAUUUUAAGAAUUUGACAUGUAUUUAAGUAGUCCAUGCACUGCAUGCUGGAGUGCAUGAGAGCCCAACAGAUUGCACCUGAAUGGCGUGGUGAUGGGUGUUGCAGGGAGCCAGCUGAGGAAUUACCCAGUUUAGGCAUACGUUGGAAUUGUACUGUAGCAGCAAUACCUAAUUGGUGGCAAAAAGCACUACAAAAAGCCUUCUCAGUCAAGUUGGAGGCAGCCUGCCCCACUCUGUAGCAUCUACUUCAUGGCCUGAUGCACCGAAGACAGGCUUCCCUCUGCCUUUAACAUGAUGAAGGGGAAAGCAACACAUAUAGACCCUUAGAAAACCAGUGAAUCUGUCUGGGAUGGCUUUAUGAAAUAAGGCAUUGCCAAGUGCAAGUCUCACACUCCAUGCAGAAGGACUAAGAUGAGUCAUUUGCAUUAUUUGUCUCCUAUUUUUGUGAGUUCUAAAAAACAUCUUCUGUUGACUGUGAAUUUGUCCAUUUCAGCAAAGCGAUUGUGAAUAAAGUCCAAAUUCACUUUAUACGGGAUUUUUUCAGACAUCUCUAAUGAAAAAUCAAGCAUUAAAUGCAUCUGAUAAAAAUGAAGAACCGGCAAGUAACCUGUAGAGAAAUCUGCUAUGUAUAUAAGGGUUAUUGUCCAAGCAAUUACUGUCUCUGCAUAGUGAUACAGGAAAUACUUUUACUAACAAAAGUACCUUCAUGUUACCAUGAGUGCCUAUGUAAGCUGUGGGCUGUCGGUACUACCCUGACAUAACCAAAUAGCAGAGGUUAGUAUGCAGUGCUAUUCUGUUGAUGAAUAAAUAAAUAAAUAAUGUGUUCUAACAUGUAUGUUAUGACAGUACAUCAGGAUAACGUUUAAAAGGAGCAUUCUGUGAUAUGGUUUAACCACACUGUGGUGAACCUGGUUCUGCCCAAUGAUAAGAGUAUGUAGUUAAAUCUAAGUAAGUCAGUAACAUUUCCAUUGUCAGCUAAACCAGUGACUGAAAUGUCCCAACCCCCUUUAUUCCCCAAAGCACUCUAAUAAGUUUAUGAUAACCUGCAGCUGUUAUUUCCUGGCACAUUAGUAUGAUUAUUGCUUUGAAAUUCUCUUUUGUCAUCUUUCUCAGUAACUUUUUAUCUGUCAAGUACAGUAAAAUUUAAAGAUGAUGUAAAUGAAUGUGAUUAUUUUUUACAAAAUGUACAGACUAUGAUGUUGUAUAGAUAAUGGGUGUAAAUAGAUCUCCUUUUCAUACUGUAAUUCACUAUACUUCUGGUUUUGCUCUUCCGUUCUUUUCUGUUUUCAGUUUUUAAUGUCACAUACCUAACGCCUUCUCUGAGAUAUGUUAUGUAUAAAGCUGUGAACAAAUAAGCGUUUACAUCUUUAUGCUAUUAGAGAUAAUAGUAGUUAAUAACACCAUAAUGGACUGAAAAGGAAUCAGAGAAUAAAAAUUUUAGAAGUUUUGCA
This is a messenger RNA of Aquila chrysaetos chrysaetos, 8008 nucleotides long. It is a transcript of the gene VIPR2, whose product is annotated as vasoactive intestinal peptide receptor 2. The record is from RefSeq and is a predicted model, not a curated record. Gene Ontology annotation, molecular function: peptide hormone binding; G protein-coupled peptide receptor activity; vasoactive intestinal polypeptide receptor activity. NCBI's taxonomy places the organism in Eukaryota, Metazoa, Chordata, Aves, Accipitriformes, Accipitridae. The transcript has 13 exons. Gene Ontology annotation, cellular component: plasma membrane. Gene Ontology annotation, biological process: adenylate cyclase-modulating G protein-coupled receptor signaling pathway; cell surface receptor signaling pathway. Bases 557 to 1876 code for a protein of 439 amino acids.